AUGUCCCCGCCACUUCUUGCCGGAUCCUUGCUCCGCCCCUUCACAAGCUCCGCCUACUUUUCCGGACUUCGGAACGCCCAUUUCUUGGCGUCGGUGCCGAUGAAGAAGCGAGGCGUCGAGGGAACACUACCGAAGGAUUAUUUCGAUAAUAAAACAGUCGUGGUCUACUUCUCUGCUGGCUGGUGUGGCUCGUGCAAGUUUUUGACUCCAAAAAUCAAGAAAUUCUAUAACGCCGUGAAGGAAUCAGAAGCCGGAAAGAAUCUGGAAAUCGUGUGGGUGUCGAAGGACAAAGAGGCCGCCCAUCAGGAGGAAUAUUAUGAGAAAAAUCUCCCCGAUUGGCCGUAUAUUCCAUUCGGAGAUGAGAAUAUUCAAAAACUAGCUGAAAAGUACAAAGCAGUAGUGAUACCGGUGCUGAAACUCGUGGAUUCCGAGGGAAACGUGGCACAUGAUCGUGUUCGUGCUGACGUGGAAGCUGGCAUCAAAGCGGAUCCAGUGAAGACUAUGGAGGAGUGGAAGAAGAUUCUGAAGCAGUGA
Messenger RNA from Caenorhabditis remanei, 534 nucleotides. RefSeq lists its product as uncharacterized. The transcript is spliced from 2 exons. The record is from RefSeq and is a predicted model, not a curated record. Bases 1 to 534 code for a protein of 177 amino acids. NCBI's taxonomy places the organism in Eukaryota, Metazoa, Nematoda, Chromadorea, Rhabditida, Rhabditidae.